Molecule: messenger RNA, 1794 nt
Organism: Eimeria tenella
Lineage: Eukaryota; Apicomplexa; Conoidasida; Eucoccidiorida; Eimeriidae
Exons: 4
Coding region: 1-1794 (597 amino acids)
Source: RefSeq, a predicted model, not a curated record
AUGACAGACGCACAGGGUUUUGCACAAGCUGAGCAACUAGAGUCCAAUGCCCCUUCCCUUCAGAGCUGUCAAACUGACGCCCGCCAAAGUGACAGAGAGGCAAUCGAACUUGAGCAAGGAGAUGCAGAAGGAAUCCCGUCAAGACGGAGGAGGCCGUCACCAAGCGACGCUGAAGACAGAGAGGUUCCGAAAGCAGAGAGGACACCAGCGGCAGUGCCAGGCGUAAAGCCCCGUCCAAAGAGGCGGCGGUUGGUUGAGACACCAGGUGCAGGAUUAAAAGGUGCAACAAAACUGAGCACUGAAACCCUCAGAAGGCAUGUUGCCGAGUUUGCUCGCGAGCACCUUCCGCUCUUGGGCGAUUUGGUAUGCCCACGCCUGGAAGUUCUGUUUCCCGCGACAGGGGCCCUCAUGCAGACCCAAAACGGGACAACCGAGAAUUCAGAGUCGCUCCCCAAGGAAUUUCGCGAAACAGAGUACAGGCUCAAGCGCGCAGAGCUGCAAGUUCUGAGGGGCGUUACGUCCUUUCUGCUGGACAUGGCAGUGGACAGUCUUGGUCCCACACUGGCGGAACUUGACAGCAACACCCCCACAGCCCCCAGUGGCAGCUACAGCAAUAAGGCGCCCGAGACACUCUCAACUGCUCAGUCCCCCUUGCUUGCUUUUUCCGUCAAUGAAAGUUCCAGACAUACAAUUACAGAAGCCCCGGCAGCAGCGCAACGUGAUGAACAGGUACAAUCCUCGCAAUGCGGGAUGCAGAAGCGGCACGAAGACGACGACGGGCUCUCCUUGUUGAAACUGCUACAGUAUUCUCCUUCCCCCCGCACUAGCUGGUCUCACGGUGUUUUCUUCAAGUACGCGUACGUUGACCUUGACUUUGAAUGUCUUGCCACGUUUCGGAUUUGCCUCUGCCACCACCCCUUGUUCAUAUUCUACAAAGAACAUGAGAAGGGGCUGCAUGUCUUACAUGUCGAUGGGGUUUUCAAUGCCGCAGCAGAUAGUGCCCAGGAGAAAACGGAGCUCUGGAGAGAACGGCUUUCUUACACUUAUGUGUGCGACCCUGCCGUUCCUUUUGAACGACAGCAGCAGCACCACCAGCGACAGCAACAGCAACAACGCAGCCGUCGCCACGAACAAAAUCUAGAAACUCUGGAGGCGCCCGAGCCUGCAGGCAUAAGAUUAAAUAUUUCCUUUUUGGGGCCCCGCAGAGGAGGGAAUCAGGCAGAGGUCAGGGACGGACCUGCAACGGGGAGAGGAGGCAGCAGCGAGGGUCCGAUUCACCUUCAACUUCCUGCCGGGUCUACGGCUGGAGGCAGGGAGCUAACUGUAGCAGCUCCCUCAAUGCCUCGAGACGGAGACAUACGAUUGUGCUCGGCUAAAGCUAGCCUCUGCCGUGGAGUUGCACAGCAACCUCGGGAGGAGGAAACGGCAUCGGCUCUUCUGCCACACGUAGGACCACAGAUGACAGGGUUCGAUUUGUUUUGCCUGGAGAUGUGGUCUGUCUUGUCUCUGUGUCGAGAUCAAGUAUGUCCGCCUACCCUUCCUCAGUACCUUGGAGCGCUUAGGCGACUCUGGCUCGAGGCGCUCACGCAGCAACAGCGAGAUAUAUAUAAUAACAUCAUCACGCCAAAAUAUAUUGCUCGGCGGCUGAAAGCACCUGACUUAACGUUUGAGGCUCUUCCACCAUGGUGGCAGCAACAGCAGCAACCUCAGAGCCGCAGGCGGCCUAAAGGGACAGGCGUGGCCUCGCCAAGUGUAGAAAGAAACCUGCCGGCGAGUUCACACGAACAUAUCUAG